GCAGGAAACAUCUCUUUCCCUAAGGACCUUUUCAAGCGCUUAGCCAAUUAACUCUUCUUUGCAACUCAUUACUGACAUAUUGUAGAACACUAUAGGUCAACAAUCGCUCUGUGUGCGAAAAAUGAAAAGUAGGUCUCUUUCGUUUCAUAAUCCUGGGCUAAUUUGCUUCUCUUUAGGCAAGCAGGUUACCUCAUUAAAUAGUCAUGAGAGCUAUUGUUCCGUUUCAGCUGCAUGUCAGCUGUCCUCUAACAAUAAUAGACCGCGAUGAUCUCUGUAUAUUCCGUCCAGUGACAGGCGACAACCAAUGUCAACAACCAUUGUCCUGUGAAUCACGAUAGACACGUUAUCUGAGCACCAAGUAUAAAAAGCUGUCUGUUGCUGUGAGGCUUCCACACCGCAAAGCCUUUUCCGAUUGUAAAAACUAGCGUUUCAUACAUUUGACUUGAAGAAUAAAGAAAUAUUUCCGACAGAUGCUUAUAGCUGUGGCACUAUAUCCUUGGACAAGAGCCAGCACAUUGAAGGACAGCGGUAAACCACACAGCUUGAAAUGAUUUGUGGGAAAUAUUCAUUAUGGCGGAUGGCAACGCAGAAGACGGUGCGAAGGGACAAUUUCUGUUCUGCAUUAUUUGCCGUAUAAACCACGACCAAGGGAGAAAACAUAUUUACUCAAGAAAGCAUAGGACCUUGCUUAGCCAGAUCCUGAUUAAAUUUGGCAAAAAGGUUGACGAAGCCAGAAGGUUUCUGAAGAAACCAUCUGUUGAAGAUGGUGAGUUAGAGCCAGGGUCAAGAUUUUGGUGUCACUUCUGCAGUGAGAAUGUUAAUAAACAUGUCACUGAUAGAGAAGUUACUAUCAAGUAUGGUGGACUCUUUGAACACUUUGCAAGUGAGAAUCACAGCAAAAAUCUUCAUAAGUACUGGUGGGAAAAUGGAGCAGACAAAAAUCUUAAAGAAAAGUUCUUAAUCAAUAAAGAGAAGUUUAACAGCUACAAAGAAGAGGUCAACAAGAAACUCCAGGAAUUUGAAGCUGCGAUGGAACAAAAGAGAUUAAAGGCAGUUUCCCAGAUCAAACGUAGAGAACUCCUUCAAGCUCAUACAAGCCAACAGCCACCAGAAAUUCAAGUUACACCUGAAGUUGUCUACAAAACAGUACAAAAUGAACAAGGAAUUCUUCAGAACCCCACUGGAUGGCAUGAAGGACAAAGAGUGUGGGGUGGUGGAAUAGUAAAAUACAGACCUGGUUCAAAUCAGUGGUUUCCAUGGAAUAUGGAUUCAAUUGAUAAAGGCUCUAAAGGUUCUCCCCUUUCAAAUGGUGUCAUAACAAAAACAAGGUUCCAAACAGCUGAAGCUUUUGGAGAGAAUCUUACUUGCAUAGGAAUUCCGGAACUUAAGGAGGGAGAAGGAAAUAUACACACAGGUGCAACACCCCCGUGGCUGAGAGAUGAUAAUGAUGAUGACGACGAUGAUGAUAACAAGGAUAGCAGCACUGCAAGUGAUGUUGUCAUUGGUCCAUCUUAUGAUGCUUUUAAAAAGCAUGUGGAGAAAAUGAAAAAAAUAAAUCACAAAAACCCACAGCGAGUUGGCGCAAACUUUGACCGGAAAAGAGAGACAAGUGAUGACUGGUUGCCUUCGUUUGGCAGAGUGUGGAAUCAUGGCCCACGCUGGCAGUCAAGACAUGACUUUCGAUGGGAGAACAAAAAGGCAAAGAAGAAAUGAAGAAAUAACAUGAUUUGAAUAAAUUCACCUGGAAUGGAAACAGGCGUGA
Messenger RNA from Pocillopora verrucosa, 1762 nucleotides. Its product is annotated as centrosomal AT-AC splicing factor. The record is from RefSeq and is a predicted model, not a curated record. Lineage: Eukaryota; Metazoa; Cnidaria; Anthozoa; Scleractinia; Pocilloporidae.